Molecule: messenger RNA, 1300 nt
Organism: Theobroma cacao (cacao)
Lineage: Eukaryota; Viridiplantae; Streptophyta; Magnoliopsida; Malvales; Malvaceae
Source: RefSeq, a predicted model, not a curated record
AUGACUCCAUGACCCACAAACGUUUGAGUUGCUUUGCAGAAUGAGGAAGCAAGUAACCCUUAACCAAAAAAAGCAUGGCGUUUUGUGCAUGGUGGAUUGGUUGGUAUAUGGAAGGAAGCAAUCUCAAAGCUGUUUCUCUAAAUCCAUACUAUAUCUCCUAUAAAUUAAUCAGAAUUAUAGUAUUCAUUUAUACAGCUGGCUUGGUAUCCCAUUACGGCUAAUCCCAAGUGAUAAACUCUUCUUGCUUCUUUCCUUUAGAAACUCUUCCUUUUAUAUACUCCUUUCAGUUACUGCCAUCCAAAUCCUCAGCAAUGGGGUCAGGGUUCAAGUAAGUUUUCCUUUCUUGGUAUUUUUCCAUUGAGAUCAUAUAUUACAGGUUCUAAUCACUUGUGUUUAAGGUAUGGUCUAGACUUUAGAGUCAUAUUACUGUUUAGCUCUGCUAUUGUUUUGAAGCUCAGAUUUGUUUAAAAGGAAGAAAAAAAUUUCCCAUUAGUUUCUUUUGAUCAAUGAGCAUACCAGGGUUUUUCAUUAUCUGUAUGCUCCAUUCCAUAGUUGCUCUUACUUCUGGAGCUUUAAUGAUCUUUUACACCAAGGAAGUCUCAGUGUUUGGUCAUGGUCAUGAGAUUGCAAGUAAGCUACAAGGUUCAACACCCCAUGAUCAACUCUUGAUCCAAACAUCUGAAUCAUUUUCGGGAUUGCUUCUGUUCACUAUCGGAUUUGUAUUGUUCAUGGUGGCAUUCGUUAAAGACACAGAGUUCCAAAGCUUCUUUGCUAGAGGGUGUGUACUUCUUCAUGUUUCAAUGGCUAUCUGGAGAGUUUCUUUUGAAGGAAAGCUCGAGGAUCUUGCUCAUGAAUGGCCUAGACAAGCUCUUGGGGAUAUGGCCUUGGCACUGUCCUGGUUGUUCCUACUUGCAUAUUCAUGGAGAGAGAAGUAUGAUUAAUUGUGCUGAACAGGAAGAGUACUAGGAUUGACAGGAAUUGAUGACAAAAACUGUCUGGGUUCAACCAGGUUGGAUUUCUGAACUUCACAACAAACUGAGAAGCGAAUCCUGGAUCCUAAGAAAGCUGCCAUGGGAGAACUGAUGGAGUGAAGGGAUCCUGGAUUUGGAAGCUGCUUGGAUCUUGCUUAGGAUCUGGAACAUGCGUAUGUUCAAAGAAAAGUGAUAUGAGGCCUACAUGUUGGCUUCUGAUGCUGGGGCCAUGGCUCACAUGUAACAAAUUUUCCAUGUAAUUUUUUCUUCCAAAAACAAUAAGAUUGUCAUGACACUGUUUGAUUCGCAAAAUAAAAUAAAAAUCGAGA